CAUUCCAUCUUGCUGGGUCCUCAGCCCUUGCCUAUCUUCUAUCUUCUAAUCCCUCUACCCGCAAUAACAUUUAAAUACAACCCCCAUCGGCCUCCCUCCCACGCAUGUAGAAAUUCCUCCUAUCACACCCUAUCCUCCUAGUCUACCAUGGCCUGCACAUUCUCCUGCACAUCCUUUUUCACAAAGGCUCUUUUCUGCCAGAACAAGAACCACUUCGACAUCCCCUCCACCAUCCCCACCAUCGGACUCGACCCCAUCCUCGACACCUGUCUCUGCGUCCAAGGAAACAUCGACGCCCUUCACUCCUGCGCCUCCUGUCGCGCAAAGAACAAUAUCACCAACGGUGAUGCCACCUGGGUCUUCAUCGAUGCCUGCAACAAAGAAUUUCCCGAUCGACGUCUCUGGCUGCCCUCCGCUGCCGGACCCAGUCUCAGGCCCUGGGGACUCACUCGAACAGGACACAGCCCCCAAAUCGGUGAUAAGAUCGCUUUGCGGCGGAGGCUCCUCAAUGCCAUGAAUGUCUACUCCGUCCUCUUAGUUGUCUCCACAGCAGCAUCCAUGUGUUCCGCCAUCCUCUCUACAUAGCCCAGCGUUGUUCGAUGUCCUAAAUCAACCAUGUACUGUACAUGCUCUCCUUUGUCAAU
This is a messenger RNA of Gamsiella multidivaricata, 644 nucleotides long. RefSeq lists its product as uncharacterized. The transcript has a single exon. Bases 148 to 585 code for a protein of 145 amino acids. NCBI's taxonomy places the organism in Eukaryota, Fungi, Mortierellomycota, Mortierellomycetes, Mortierellales, Mortierellaceae. The record is from RefSeq and is a predicted model, not a curated record.